AUGGGCACGUUCGUGACCCUGGCAGAGGUGCUGGAGGCCCGGGGGUCACCUCUGGAGGAGGAUGAGGUAUGGCGUCUGCUUUUGGGCACCGCCGAGGCCUUAACGGACAUCUCCCACAAAGGUCCUGGUAACAUGUGCAGUGUACUGAGCCCCGGCUCUAUGUUACUGUCAGCCAGUGGGAAACUUGCUUUUAAAAGCUGUGCCCGGUCAGGGGACCUGGGCUCCUUCACUGCUCCAGAGGUACAGGAUGGACACGCUGCCUCCAACAGGACAGCCUCAGAAAAGAUGGUUGUAUAUUCCCUAGGAAUGACCCUCUACUGGUCCGUUGAUUAUCAACUACCUCAAAACCAGCCCAUUCAGCUGAGUGGCAAACUGAACAACCUGUUGCUGAGCAUGUGUGAGGACACGGUCCAGAGACGAGCAGAUCUCGUGACUGUGCUGGAGACCUGUGACCAGCACAUCAAGACUGCUCAACUGCCCCCACCAGAGAAGCUCAUCAAACAGCUAGUAGAAGAUGUGUUUAGGGACUCUGUCAAUCAUGUGUCUAUGGCUGAGAAUGGUCCUCAACUUACUGACCAGAGUCAGAUGGUCAGAGAGAGGAUUCACAGUUUCUCAGGAAGUGCCUCGUACCAUAACUCUACCUGGGCGCUGAGAAACAGAAGCAACUCAACAUUCCAAGCCGAUCCUUACAGAAUUGCCCAGGGGUUACGUCACAGAGAGAGUUACUGCAGCUAUCAAUUCCGUAACCCCUGUAGCCCUUACCUGGAUGGCUUUCGCCGUGGCAGCAUCAGACCUAUACCAUAUGUGUAUCUGAACGAGUCCACUGUCAGUCUUAAUGAAAAGACAGCCAAGGAUGUGGGUCCAGAGUUUUUUCGAAUGUUAGAUGAGCCACUGGUUGUCUUGGAGCUGCCCGGAUCCAUUGUUUCAAAGAAAGGGAAGUCUCCCUCCACUAUGAGGGAGCUGAGUGUGGUCAUGCCAAACGGACAGAGCAUCCUGGUUAAGUGUGACGUCAAGUCAGGAGGAGGGGAUGUCUUUGAUAUGAUUGUUGCCCACUCCAACCUGGUUGAACACUUCUACUUCGGCCUUGCUUACAUUGAUGAUAAUGAGUUUUUCUUCCUGGACAAUGACACAAAGAUAUCCAAGGUUGCCCCCGAUAGUUGGAGGAAAGUGCCUACGUCCACGUUUGUCCUUUUCUUCAGGGUCAAAUUCUUUGUCCACGACAUUGCUCUACUUUUGCACAAACUGACUCGUCACCAGUACUACUUACAGCUGAGGAAAGAUAUACUGGAGGACAGGUUGUCCUGCCAUGAAGAGACAGGCCUAUAUCUGGGUGCCUUGGCUCUCCAAGCAGAGUAUGGAGACUGCAUGCCUGAGGUUUAUGGGAGGAACUACUAUCGACCAGACCAGUACGUUGCCAAGAGCGUCAUGGAGAAAAGAGCCCUGCCUUACCUAAAGGAGGAGUUGCUACGGUUACAUGCCAACAACUCCACGAUGAGUACCGACGAGUCCGAGCUUGAGUUCCUCAAGGCCACCCAGCAGCUUCCUGAGUACGGUGUUCAGUUCUACCGCGUGGGGCGCGAGAAGAAGCCAGUCAUCGGAGAGCUGAUCCUAGGAGUGUGUGCCAGAGGAGUCAUAGUGUAUGAGGUUAAAGAUAGCUCUCGCUCCACGAGUCAGACAUUCCACUGGUGGGAAACAAACAGUAUCUCCUCCUCUUGUCGGAAAUUUGUAAUCGAGAGCAGAGGGAGCGUGAGAAAGCACACCUUUGUCACCGAGAGAUCCAAGACGGCCACAUACCUGUGCAACCUCUGCUCUGCCCAGCACAAGUUUCACAAUGAGAUGAACUCUCGCCAGCUCGGACACAGUCUGGCCUCAGAGGACAACAUAGUGCAAUAUGCGGCAGUGUGUUGGGCACAGAACAGCCAGAUGAACAGCCGGAUGAACAGGAACUCUGAGACCGUACUGACAGACAGCGGUCUGACCACACCGCAGGACGGCUCCAUGACCAAACUGUGUGAUGACAUCGCCGCCAAGAUCGAGGCGCGGAUCAAACAGCACCGUGUCCUCCACGAGCAGGGAAGGAGACCAUUGCCUGGGAAACUGUCUCCAGCCCUGACUCGUGGGUCUGGGAAGUGUGGGUCAGAGGUCAACCCCAUGUCCUCAGCAGGCAGAGAUGUUUUUGCCCAAACGAAGAGAGUCAUACCAAAGAGAGAAGUCAUUUGUGUGUGCUUAAAGAAAGACCCGAAGCUCGGCGUCGGUGUUGUGAUAGUUGGAGAAGACACGGUGGGGAAGUACGACCUGGGUAUCUUCAUAGCAUCCAUCGUGCGGGGAGGACCAGCGGAUAAAGAUGGCCGCAUCAGAGCAGGUGGCCGUCUGAUCUCUCUGAACCACACCAGUCUGGAGGGCAUGACCUUCAGUGAGGCUGCAGAGGUCAUGCAGAACAGCCCACAGGAGGUCACACUCAUCGUGACCCAGCCCAAAGUUUCCUCGACACCCAACAACGUGAGAUCUCCGCUAUUGAAGAACUACGAGUUCCAGACCACUUCGAGGACUAACAUGCGCUCUGGGGAGGACGACCUGGAUGAGAUCGUGUCUGUCAUGUUGACCCCAAAGACUGGCAGUAGACUGCAACUCCCUGAUGUACGCAUCCUCAACGCUCAGGACUGCCGCUCAAGGUCUCCUUCCACAAACUGCUUCAGGGGUGAUGAGAUCUCUGUGGAGCUGAAGAAGAAAGCUGGAGUAGGUUUAGGGAUCAGUAUCGCUGGUGGUGUGAACACAGGCCUGCGUCAUGGAGGUAUCUACAUCAAAAGCCUAGUCUGUGGAGGGGCUGCUGAGCAAGAUGGCCGCAUUCAGUCAGGUGACAGACUGCUGAAAGUUGAUGGAAUCAGGUUUCAAGGGUUCACAUAUCAGCAGGCUGUGGAAUGUCUGGCGAAAACAGGAAAGGUGGUGACCCUGGUCCUGGAGAGGGAGAACAUGAACAGCCUGCCCUGGGUGUCUCUGAGCCCAGACACAGGUUGCAGCCUCUCCCCUCAGAGUUCCCACCGGGACAUCACCCAGAAGAGGAACAACAGCUGCCCUGCCGUCAUCACCCCCUUCUUGGUCAAGCCCAAGGACUACAGCUUCGUGUCUGACGGGAACACUUUGGAGGUGACCUUGAAUAAGAGGCUGAAUAGCUUGGGCUUCAGCUUCCUGGUCCCUGAGCUCGACCCCUUGAAAGGAGACUCGGGCAGUGGUCUUGUCCGGAUCAAGACGCUUUUCCCUGGCCAGCCAGCGGAAGAGAGUGGGCGGAUCCAGGAGGGAGACGUCAUCCUGGCAGUCAAUGGAGAACCGCUGAAGGGAUUGUCCUACCAGAGGGUGGUCACGCUGCUGAGAGGCUCUCCUCCUGAAGUUCGGUUGUCUCUGUGCCGUCCUGCUCCAGGAAUUCUGCCUCCCAUUGAAACGUUGUUUGGCACCUGA
Salvelinus namaycush (lake trout) is the source of this 3453-nucleotide messenger RNA. Its product is annotated as tyrosine-protein phosphatase non-receptor type 13-like. The transcript has 25 exons. The coding region runs from base 1 to 3453 and encodes 1150 amino acids. Gene Ontology annotation, cellular component: cytoskeleton. NCBI's taxonomy places the organism in Eukaryota, Metazoa, Chordata, Actinopteri, Salmoniformes, Salmonidae. The record is from RefSeq and is a predicted model, not a curated record. Gene Ontology annotation, molecular function: protein binding.